This is a messenger RNA of Candidula unifasciata, 2718 nucleotides long. The record is from the annotation of a GenBank genome assembly. NCBI's taxonomy places the organism in Eukaryota, Metazoa, Mollusca, Gastropoda, Stylommatophora, Geomitridae.
AUGUCUAUAAGUCCACUGGUAACUCAAGGCUCUCUUCAAAUGAAAUGGGAUCCAAAGAAUUUGGAAAUUAGAACAAAGUCUGUAGAGAAGACUUUGGAACCUCUUGUUACACAGGUGACAACUCUUGUGAACCAGAAUGGACCUUCAAACAAGAAAAAAGGCAGAUCCAGAAAAGCGCAUGUUCUUAGUGCUACAGUACAGAAAGCUACCGAAAAUUUUAUCAUUCAGGGAAAACAGAUAGCACAAGAUUUUCCAGAAGUUGAGAAUGAUAUUCUGGCAGCUGUAGAGGAAGUUAGGAAAACUGGUGAGGCUAUGUAUGAUGCCUCCCAAGAGUUUGCAGCUGAUCCUUGCUCAUCAGUUAAAAGAGGGGCAAUGGUUCGAGCUGCACGAGCUCUACUGUCUGCUGUUACACGUCUGCUUAUUCUGGCAGACAUGAUUGAUGUGCAUCUUUUAUUGAAAACUUUACAUUCAGUUGGAGAUGACCUUGAUCGCAUCAAGAAUGCAACCAGCCAGCAGGAACUGUUGGAUGGCUUCAGAGAAUUUGGUCGUAGUGUGGCUGAGUUGUCAGAUCGAUCAGCAAAAAGACAAGCAGACUUAAAGGACCCACGUAGAAAGGAGGAGCUGGCUGCGGCUAGAGCUACUUUGAAAAGGAACAGCAUGAUGCUUCUCACAACCUCUAAAGCAUACAUGAGACAUCCUGAGUUGGCUGCAGCCAGAGCAAAUCGAGACUAUGCCUACAGACAGUUGUGUGAGGCAGUCAAUGUUAUCUCUGAUGUGGCUCAGGCAUCUGGUCAAGCUGGUGUUCAUCCCUUUGAAGGACCAGGAGAACUGGCAGCUGCUUUAGAUGAACUAGAUCGCAAGAUAAUCAUGGAUCCUAUGGCUUUCAAUGAAGUCCGAAGUCGUCCUUCUCUAGAGGAGAGAGUUGAGAGCAUCAUUAGUGGGGCAGCACUUAUGGCUGAUUCCUCCUGCACACGAGAUGACAGGCGGGAGCGUAUCGUCCAAGAAUGUAAUGCGGUUCGCCAGGCUUUGCAAGAUUUACUCACAGAGUACAUAAACAAUACUGGCAAAAAGGAGCCCAGCAAAGAGUUAGAGCAAGCCAUUGACAACAUGACUAAGAAGACAAAAGAUCUGAGGAGACAGUUGCGGAAAGCAGUGGUGGAUCAUGUGUCUGAUACAUUCUUGGAGACUAAUGUGCCAUUGCUGGUGCUGAUUGAGGCUGCCAAAGCUGGAGAUGAGAAAGGAGUUGAAGAAUAUGCUCAGGUGUUUAUGGAGCACGCUAACAAAUUGGUGGAGGUUGCAAACCUUGCAUGUUCUAUGUCUAGCAAUGAAGAAGGUGUGAAGAUGGUCAGAAUGGCUGCUACAGAAAUUGACAGUUUAUGUGUGCAGGUUAUCAAUGCAGCUAGAGUGCUGGCUGCUCGGCCCCGAUCUAAGGCAGCCCAAGAGAAUAUGGAUGCAUUUAAGGAUGCAUGGGAGAAACAAGUUCGUCUGCUUACUGAAACUGUUGAUGACAUCACUACUGUUCAUGACUUUCUUGCUGUGUCAGAAAACCACAUUUUGGAGGAUGUCAACAAAUGUGUGAUUGCCCUGCAAGAAAGUGAUGCUGACACCCUAGAUCGAACAGCUGGUGCCAUCCGAGGACGAUCUACACGAGUCUGCAAUGUUGUAGUUGCUGAGAUGGACAACUAUGAGUCAGGACAGUAUACAGAGAGAGUGAUGGAGGCGGUUGUGAUGCUGAGAGAUCAGAUCAUGCCAAACUUUGCUGAAAAAGUUGAACUGGCAGUGGAUGCUCUCAACUCAAACCCUUCUAAAGAUGUUGAUGAGAAUGAUUUUAUCGAAGCUUCACGUUUGGUUUAUGAUGGUGUGAGGGAUAUCAGACAAGCUGUGCUGAUGAGUGGGGCUGAAUUUGAUGAAUCGGACAGUGAAGACUUUGAAGAUGAAUAUGUUUACGCUCAGUCGAGUGUAACAGAUCAUACUGACCAUGAAGAUGUUUAUGGCAAAAGUGAUCGUGCAAUGAUGAGGCAUUUGCCGGAGGAGGCGAAGGAGGUGAUCCAUCAGGAGGUGGAGCAGUUCAGAAUGGAGAAGGCCAAGCUGGACAGAGAGGUUGCCAAGUGGGAUGAGAGUGGCAAUGAUAUCAUUGUCAUGGCUAAACAGAUGUGUAUAAUAAUGAUGGAGAUGACAGAUUUUACAAGAGGCCGAGGUCCGCUGAAGAACACCAUGGAUGUGAUUAAUGCGGCCAAGAAGAUAUCUGAGUAUGGAACAAACCUUGACAAAAUUGCCACCACUAUUGCUGAUCAGUGUCCUGAAACUCACUCAAAGAAGGAUCUGGAAGCCUACUUGCAGCGCAUUGCCCUGUACUGUCACCAGCUGAACAUCACCAGCAAAGUCAAGGCUGAUGUUCAGAGUGCCAGCGGAGAACUUAUUGUGUCGGGGCUGGAUAGUGCCACAUCUCUGAUUCAUGCAGCCAAAAAUUUGAUGAAUGCAGUUGUGCUCACAGUCAAGGCUUGCUAUGUUGCAUCAACAAAGUAUUCAAAGGCAGCCAAUAAGAAAGAAGUUGUUUUAUGGAGGAUGAAAGCUCCAGCCAAAAAACCACUUGUAAGACGUGAGGAUCCAAAUGAACUUGGAGCAAAAGUCAGGAAGGGUGCAGCAACGAAGUCAGCCAUUGAGCCAAUCAAAGCCCUGAGUGAAUUUCAAGAGGUGGACCCUGACAGCUUUUGCUAG